This is a messenger RNA of Vanderwaltozyma polyspora DSM 70294, 1602 nucleotides long. RefSeq lists its product as uncharacterized. Gene Ontology annotation, cellular component: cytoplasm. Gene Ontology annotation, molecular function: protein binding. NCBI's taxonomy places the organism in Eukaryota, Fungi, Ascomycota, Saccharomycetes, Saccharomycetales, Saccharomycetaceae. The transcript has a single exon. The record is from RefSeq and is a predicted model, not a curated record. The coding region runs from base 1 to 1602 and encodes 533 amino acids.
AUGGCUGAAGUUAAUCGUACUACUGAAAGACAUCAUUCUCGUAGUAAUGGUGGAUUGAAUUCAGGGCUCAUUAAAGAUGAAGUUGUAUCGUUGCAGGAGAAGGUACAAGUUGACCAAGAGAUUGAAAGUGUCCAACAAAAAGACGGAGGAGCUUCGUCGUUUACUCCUGGUUUUUCAAAAUUUAUGUUGAAGAGAGAAUCGUUAUUGGAAGGACAAUUAUCCAGUAAUUUAUCUCCAAGAAGAAAGUUCCUUACUGUAAUGAUAUUGAAAUCUUUGAAUGGGACCUUUGAUACGAAAUAUUUGGCUAUUCCUUUUAAGCCGGAUGGGAUGAAAUUGGGGAGGCCUGUUGCAUCGAACGCUAAUAAUAAUUCUAACUCUAAUAACAGUAGCACUAAUAACAACAACAGCGGUAAUAAUAAUAAUAGUAAUAAUAAUAAUAGUAAUAAUAAUGGCAACCCCAAUAAUGGCAACCCCAAUAAUGGCAAUAACAAUAACAAUAAUAAUUCUAGGAACAGGGAUAUGCAUCAACCACCCAUGGUGAAAUCGGAUAAUGGAUAUUUCGAUUCAAGAGUAUUGUCUAGAAAUCAUGCAAUGUUGACUUGUGAUCCUAAUACUGGGACAAUUUUAAUUCAUGAUCUGAAAUCGAGUAAUGGGACUUUUGUUAAUGGAAAUAGGAUUGGCCAAUCUGAUGUACCUUUGAAAAUCGGCGACAUGGUGGAUUUGGGUACAGAUAUAGAUUCAAAAUCUGAACAUAGAAAGAUUAGUGCAUAUAUCGAAGAUAUAUCUAUUGUGCCUCUGACGUGUGAAAAUACCUGCUUUUGGAGUGACACGAGAACAUUAGAUGUGGAGGAUGACGAUAGCCCAUCAAUAAGAGAAAGACAUCCAUCAAUUCUUAAACAAGCUGCAUACGAAACUACUUUAUUUGGAGACAGUAGUCACCUUGAUCUUGAAGACACAAUUUUAGGUUUAGAAUCCGAACUACUUAGUGGGAUAUACAUUAACAAUUCAAUAGGUACAAGCUCUGAACUGUCGAAUGUUUUGAGACUAUUGGCCACUGAAAUAAUACUGGAAAGAAGAUCAUCAUUGAAGAUCAAAUCAGCUGAGGAGUUUUUAAAUAACUUUACUUCAGGAUUCGAAUAUUUAAAAAAAAUUAUGAUGGAACAUAACGAUAGGCAAUUAGCAACAAUUCAAAUAAAUUUAAAGAAAGAAUUAUGUGAACAACAUGAUAGUAUUGUAGAAGAAUAUGAGCAGAAGAUGAAAAAAAUUGAAAAGAGAAAUAAGAGUUUAAAAGAGUCAUUCGAGAUAAAACGAAAGGAAAAUAAUGAAACCAUAAGGAAUAUUAACAAUGAGAUUGAAGAUUUAAAGACUAUGCUGGAAGUAGAACGCUAUAAGAAUUCUCAACGUUUGAAGAAAGACUCCAAAAUUAAAGAUAAUGCUAAAACGACUUUAAAGAAAGAUGAUGAUGAAAAGACUGAAAUAAAUUCUGAAAAAAUUCCUGAAAGAGGAAGACGAUUUCCUAACGGGUUCUUUAAUACCAUAUUGUUAUUCAGCGGUAUUUCAUUCAUUAUUAUUGUAUAUUCAUUUAAUAUCCCUUCUAAAUAA